AUGAUCAACGCAGUGCUGGUUUACUCCGCUCGCGGGGAAUUGAUCGUUUCCAAGAUGUUCAAACCCACUUUGAAACGGUCCGUCGGCGAUAUCUUCAGGGUACAGGUCAUCAACAGCCUGGACGUGCGGUCCCCCAUCCUCACACUCGGGUCCACGACGUUCCAUUACGUGAGGACACCAGGGGAGGGGCUCUGGGUGGUCUCCGUCAGCAGGAACAACGAGAACAGCGCGGCCACAUGGGAGUUUCUGUACAAGUUCGCAACGAUGCUCGCCGCGUACAGACUGGACUCAGAGGAGGUUCUCAAGGAGGAGUUCAUGCUAGCGUGGGAGUUGCUUGAUACUAUGGUCGAGGGGGGAGGGAUCCCCUCAGAGACGGACCCGCACAGGAUCAUCAGCGCGAUGUCCGUGAAACCCGCGAUGUCGCCGGUCGAUGUCAGAGCGGACGCUAGACAACAGCAAACGACGACCUCGACGGGGGCAUUCGGGCACGCGUUCCCACAGCUGCUCCAUAGGGCGAGCAACCCGGGCGGGAUCAGCAUUCUGCCGCACGCAACGGGGGACGGCGCGCAGCUCAAGAGGAACGAGAUCGUCAUGGUCGUGCAGGAGUCUAUCAGCAUCCUCGUUUCGAAAGACGGGUCCAUCCUCAAGGCGUACGUCGACGGUGGGAUCGACUUGACGACGAAACUGGAAGGUGCAGCGGUAUGCCAGUUCGGUCUGAACGACUCCCUGAGCACGGACAACUCGAGCAACUCCAAAUGGGACCCGCUGCGGUCCAAGGAGACACAGGGCACAAACCUCGAAAUGAAGAACGCACACGUCGGGACCGUGCUCCUCAGAGACUGCAAGUUCCACCAGUGCGUCUCCCUGGAGAGAUUCGACCGCGACAGGAUCAUCAGGUUCACCCCGCCAGAGGGGACCAUUGAGCUAAUGAAGUAUCAUGUCAGGGAUAACCUCAACUUGCCCUUUAAAGUGACGUCGAUGGUCAUCCCGACAGCGAACAACGAAACAGACUACAGAGUCACGAUCAAGUCGCUGUUCCCGGGGAAACUGUCCGCGAAGAACGUCACCAUGAGGAUCCCAGUGCCCCCGGGGACACUCGACUGUAAGAUCAACGUCUCAAACGGGAACUGCAAGUUCCUGCCCGAGGAGAACGCAAUGGUGUGGAAGUUCCACAAGUAUAACGGGCUCACGGAGAACAAACUCAGUGCUAUAACAGUGCCCACAAGGGACACCACACAGCUUGCACUGCAGCAGUGGUCGCGGCCGCCCAUCUCUUUGGACUUCGAGAUCUUGAUGUACAGCAACACGGGCCUCGUAGUGAGGUACUUUACCGUGCUCGACAAGCACAACAACAACACCAAAUUCAAGACAGUGAAGUGGAUCAAGUAUGUGUCACACUCUGGAUCCUACGAGGUACGUUACUGA
Messenger RNA from Huiozyma naganishii CBS 8797, 1425 nucleotides. It is a transcript of the gene APM4, whose product is annotated as Apm4p. Gene Ontology annotation, biological process: intracellular protein transport; clathrin-dependent endocytosis. Bases 1 to 1425 code for a protein of 474 amino acids. The transcript has a single exon. Gene Ontology annotation, cellular component: AP-2 adaptor complex; cytoplasmic vesicle. Gene Ontology annotation, molecular function: clathrin-cargo adaptor activity. The record is from RefSeq and is a predicted model, not a curated record. NCBI's taxonomy places the organism in Eukaryota, Fungi, Ascomycota, Saccharomycetes, Saccharomycetales, Saccharomycetaceae.